AUGGCCGUCCAAAGCAACGGCCAUGCCCGCAGUAACGGCACGCAUGGCCCAUCCGUGCGAUUUGCACCACCCAAAUCAUCCUCAUCCUCCUCGCGAAUGAACGGUGAUGAUACCGUGGAAGUCGAAGUGGAAGAAUACGACCAGCCAGAGUCCUCCCCCUAUGAAUCCCGCCGCGUGGUCCUUCUCCUCGGCCCCCACGAACGCAAACACUCGGUCCCCGAGUACUACCUCCGCCAAUCCCCGAUCUUCACCGACAUCCUCAGCACGUACCCGCACUUCAUCACGAAGACGGUGCCCUGCAUCCCCCUGCCGGACGUCGACGACGACCUCAUCCACACGGUCGUCCAUUACCUGCACACGGGCAGCUACCAGACGCUGCGGCCCGCGGGUGGCAGCGACUGGACCAAGACCGAGUACCGGCGCAGCGUGCUGGUCUACGGCGCGGCGGCCCGCUAUGAGCUACAAGGCCUGCAGACCCUGGCGCGCAAGUACCUGCAGAAGCUGGACACCCACCUCAGCAUCUUCGACGUGCUGGGCGUGGCCCGGAAGGUGUACGGCGGCGGCAAGGGGUCGACGAUCCCGGACUACGACCCCUGGUUCUUCGAGGUGUAUGUCCGCGGCAAGAUGGCCGAUGCCUUCGUCGAGGAUCGCGAUCUGUUCGAGCGCCCCCGGUUCCAGUAUCUGCUGGGCGCGGAGACCGGGUUCGAUCGGUUCUUGGUGCAGGCGCUGGUCUGGAUCUAUGAGGCGCGGAUUGCGGAGUUGGAGAAGCGGGCGAUGCGGAAUGGGGGUGGGUUGCAGUCGCGGGAUGGGUAUGAGGAUUUGCGGAGUGUUGGGGUUGGCGGUGAGAGGAGUGCGGUCGUGGCCGGGUUGGAGGAUAUCGCGGAGGAGUAUCCGGAUGAGCGGACGGUGGAGCUGGAUGACUUGGACGAGGUGGAGGGAGGGGUGUAUGAGCGACAAAAUCUGGAUGCACUUGCGGAAGAGAUGAUCGAGGAGCGCCCGCCGUCCAGUGCCCAUGUCUCGGAGGGCUAUCCUGCCUCGGUGGCCGAGGAACCAAUCGAAGACUUUCAAGACACCCAUGAUACUGCUGCCGCUGCCACUGCUGCCGCCACUGGCACCGAGGAAUACGAAGAAGAGCUCCCAGCCGAGAGGUACGCGCCCCUCGAGCAGCCAAUCAAGGAGGAGGAGCCCAUCCCCCAUGACGAUGACGACGACGGCGAUGAUGACAGAUACCACCGUGCUGAACCGCCCGAGACCGCCGUAGAUGACACCUGGAACGGGUGGGGGAGCUGGGCAGCCCGCACGAGGGAAUGGGGCUAUGCGACGGUCAUCCACGAGGAGGAGCCCUCUGGCACCGCCGGAGACCCCGAUCCAACUACCGAGAAGAACCCUCUCCCCGAGCUGGUGGCCGACGAGCCGCUGCCGGAUUACGCGGAGGUUCAGCCGGUGGUGGUGUCAGAGGAUCACCACGCCCACCAGGAGAACCAGAGCCCCGUGGAGAACGGCAAGAAGAAGGACCGCAAGAAGGACCGCAAGAAGCGGAACACCAUGAGCCGCACGCGGGCGUUGUUUUCCUCGGCGGAGGAGCAGCCGCCGCGCGAGCAGGCGGUUUUUUGA
This is a messenger RNA of Aspergillus uvarum CBS 121591, 1614 nucleotides long. RefSeq lists its product as uncharacterized. The transcript is spliced from 2 exons. The coding region runs from base 1 to 1614 and encodes 537 amino acids. The record is from RefSeq and is a predicted model, not a curated record. Lineage: Eukaryota; Fungi; Ascomycota; Eurotiomycetes; Eurotiales; Aspergillaceae.